Mangifera indica (mango) is the source of this 1667-nucleotide messenger RNA. RefSeq lists its product as uncharacterized. The record is from RefSeq and is a predicted model, not a curated record. Bases 445 to 1590 code for a protein of 381 amino acids. The transcript has 3 exons. Lineage: Eukaryota; Viridiplantae; Streptophyta; Magnoliopsida; Sapindales; Anacardiaceae.
AAAACGACAAAACAAACCAAGAAGAAAAUUUAACAAAAACUCUAUUCUAUUCCUCUCCUCCAUUUUAGUUACAAUCGCCGGUGAGGAGAAUACCAUCGGAGAAUGAAUAUUCCGGUUGCCGUAUUCUCUUCUAUAUUCACACGCAAUGUCCUUAUCUCCGAUGAUCGCCGCCACUUAUUCCACGAAGAGCCUUAACGCUUGUUCCAUAUAGUCGUGAAGUUAUUCCUUUCUUUCUCACCGAAAGGUAUUCGUUUUUGGCCUUUUUUUGAUUCUUAGAUAGAUUUACUUGAACAACCGGCUGAGCUUGAGGUUUUCAUUUUUGAGAGUUUUGCAUAGUUUGAAACUACGCAAUACGUAUACAUAAAGAAGAUAAACACUGUUUAGUUAGUACUCACUGUAGAACAGCGUAAUCUUUUAUAUUUAAGCUAGGUUAGGCCUUUUCCGAUGAAGAUUCAACCGAUUGAUGCCGAUUCUGAUGCACUCAAAGAAGCAAUAAUUAGACCAGAGUCAACUAAACCUGUCCUGAAAUCGCGGCUAAAGAGGCUGUUCGACCGCCAGUUUCCAGGUGUUUUGAGAAUUUCAUCUACUGAGAGACAGCCUCCUUCUACAGCUGGUGUCAUCGGUGAGCCGCAACUUACCAAAGAUGCGCCGAAUGGAACCGAGUUCGAGCCUAGCUCGCUUUGUUUGGCCAAAAUGGUUCAGAAUUUCAUCGAAGAAACCAACGAGAAACAAUCCAAUGCCAAAUGCGGCCGUAAUCGCUGCAAUUGCUUUAACGGAAACAGUAAUGACAGCUCCGAUGAUGAAUUCGACGUCUUCAACGGCGGAUCGUUUAGCCACUCCCUUGAUACACUCAAGAGCUUGAUACCUUGCGCAAGUGUAGCGGAGAGAAAUCUGUUGGCAGAGACGACACUGAUUGUCGACAAAAACAGCAAAAAUCACAAAACGAAAGACGAUUUGAGAAAACUCGUAUGCGAAGGACUAUCAUCUCUCGGCUACAAUUGUUCAAUCUGCAAAUCAAAAUGGGACAAAUGUCCCUCGUUUCCCGCCGGUGAAUAUGAGUAUAUCGAUGUAAUCGUAGAUGGCGAGAGGAUGUUGGUUGAUAUUGACUUUAGACCGGAGUUUGAAAUUGCGAGAUCGACUAGUGCUUAUAAGGUGAUCCUGCAAACUUUGCCAUACAUUUUCGUCGGUAAACCGGAUAGGAUCGGACAAAUUGUGUCCAUUGUAUCGGAGGCGGCCAAGCAGAGCUUGAAGAAGAAAGACAUGCACUUUCCACCUUGGAGGAAAGCGGAGUACAUGCGUGCCAAGUGGCUCUCUCCCUUCGAGAAAACCUCCUGUCGAAUCGACUCAGUUUCGCAAAGCAAAACAGACACGGAGAGUCACCAAUGUUUGUUUGCAACACAGAGCGAUGAUUGUUGUGGAGAAUUGGAGUUGAUUUUUGGUGUGAAAACGGUGCCGCCGUUAGAGUCAUCGACCGAAAAAUCAAAAGAGGUAACGAUGACAUGGCAUCCGCCGACGAUGAAACAAAAUAUUGUAGAGAGAAGACCCAAGAUGGUGACCGGAUUAGCUUCUCUGUUGAAAGAGAAGCCAUGAAAAAAAAAAAAAAGGAUGAAUUUCUUUUUUAAUUCUAGAGGCAUUAAAAAAAUAGAUAUAUAAUAUAAAAUCGGAUA